Wyeomyia smithii (pitcher-plant mosquito) is the source of this 1102-nucleotide messenger RNA. RefSeq names its product general odorant-binding protein 71 (gene Obp59a). Gene Ontology annotation, molecular function: odorant binding. The record is from RefSeq and is a predicted model, not a curated record. The coding region runs from base 124 to 1005 and encodes 293 amino acids. The transcript has a single exon. NCBI's taxonomy places the organism in Eukaryota, Metazoa, Arthropoda, Insecta, Diptera, Culicidae.
GAAGAGUGCACCGCAUUCAUUGUCUGAUAUAAAUAUGCCCGAUUCUAGAUCAGUGCUACAGUCGAGUUGGGGAAAGCCUAACAGAAUCAUCAAGAUGGAUAACCGGGGCACCACCAAUCAAAUAUGACGGAAGGCCGAGGACGAUUACCGAUGGCGCUGAUGGUGGUUCUAGUUUGCAUAGUUUGGCCGACGACGACGGCACUAAAAUGUCGCACCGAAGACGGACCAACGAGCGACGAAGUCCGAAAAGUGGUUAGAACUUGCAUGAAGCGAAUUUCCUCCGAGUCGGACAAUAAAACCCAAAGCAGCAGUAGCAGUAAUGAGUACGAAAAUUACGAUUCCUCCGCUGAUGAUGAUGACAGUGAUGACGAGAAAAAGCAACCUGAUGGAAGACAAAAUCGAACUGGAACGCAGCGGAACUCAAAAUCUAAUCGUGGCGAUUCUAGGAAUCGUGGUAGAAACAACAAUGAUCACAGCAAUUCCAACCGUAAUCGAAUGGAUGGCGGUAGAAAUAGGGAUUGGGAUUACGGUAACGACAUGGGAAGAAGAAACGAUGGUGGCAGAAUGUCUAACGGGCGAUACAAGAGGCAGUAUUAUAAUGACGGAACUCAAGACGGUUAUGGUUACAGCUAUCAGCAGAACGAUCGAUACAACCGGGAUCGGAAUAACUUCCUAAACCCCACCGAUAACAGUUCCAAGAACGCCACUGAGAAUGAGGAUCGUGAUCGGGCCUGUUUGAUGCAGUGCUUUUUCCAGGAAAUGAAAAUGACCAACAGCGAAGGAUUUCCGGACCAACACAAAGUGUUGCAUGUGGUGACCAAAGAUUUGAGGGAUAAAGAACUACGCGAUUUUUACACGGAUUCGAUUCAGGAAUGUUUCCACAUGAUAAGUAUGGAUAGCAAACUCAAGGACAAGUGCGAUUAUACGAUGAAGUUUGUAAUCUGUUUAGCUGAUCGGGGACAAGCCAACUGCAAGGAUUGGGAACACGAAUCGAUAAUGUUCUAAGUGUGAAACUCUACCUUUUAGCUAGCACAGAACCUGCACUGCAAGCAUUGCAAUGUCUCUCACGCACUCGAAUUGAAUAAAAUGCAAACGAAAGCUU